CAUAUCACCGUUGUCUGUGAUUCCCACCCCCGAUUGCCAGAAGCCUCCCAGCUUAGACUGCUAGUUACGCUAGCUAAACUGCCGCAUGCUGUAAACCUGGUUCCAGCAGUAAAUCCGAUUUAUCGCGCUGCUCAUUCCAAGACACGGUUAUAUUUCUUUAUUCCUUUGACCGCAACGCCCGACCUUCUGUGCUACCCGAAUACCUAUACGAAGCUUUGCAUUUGGGCAAAUCGCAAAUAUGGUAGACACUGACACGAACUCUCCGACAUGGAAGUUCACUCAGUGCUUUGGCGACAAAGGUGACGUGGAGGACAUUACAGAGGCCGAUAUAAUCUCCACGGUUGAGUUCGAUCAUACUGGGAACUACCUCGCGACAGGAGACAAAGGAGGUCGCGUCGUGCUUUUCGAGAGAAAUGAAACGAAGAAAACGUGCGAGUACAAGUUCCACACCGAGUUCCAGUCGCAUGAGCCAGAGUUCGACUACCUCAAGUCGUUGGAGAUCGAAGAGAAGAUCAACAAGAUCAAGUGGUGUCGGAGACAGAACGCAUCUCAUUAUCUCCUGUCGACCAACGACAAAACGAUUAAGCUUUGGAAAGUGUUCGAGAAGUCCCUCAAGGUGGUUGCUGAGAAUAACCUGUCCAAUGACCUCACCCCUGGCGGUCUAGCGGGUGGCGGUGGUGCUCCGAGACCACUUCCCCCGUCCCAGUUCCGAAAUGCGAGCGAUCUCAAAUUACCCCGCCUCACCCACCACGACACAGUAGUCGCCGCUGUGCCACGCCGCACCUACGCGAAUGCCCACGCCUACCAUAUCAACAGCAUAUCGGUGAACAGCGACGGAGAAACCUUCAUUAGCAGCGAUGAUCUCCGGAUCAAUCUCUGGAAUCUGAACAUCCAAGACCAAAGCUUCAACAUAGUGGACAUCAAACCUGCGAACAUGGAGGAGCUCACUGAGGUGAUCACCGCCGCCGAGUUCCACCCGCAGAGUUGCAACUGGUUCAUGUACGCAAGCUCCAAGGGCACAAUUAAGCUGGCGGAUAUGCGAGAGAGCGCCCUCUGUGAUCAGCACGCGAAGCUAUUUGAGCAAGAAGAGGACCCGUCGUCGAGGUCCUUUUUCUCCGAGAUCAUCUCUUCUAUCUCGGAUGUUCGGUUUUCCUUCGAUGGCAGAUACAUUCUUUCACGCGAUUAUUUGACAGUUAAGAUUUGGGAUAUCAACAUGGAGCGGCAACCCAUUAAGACGAUCCCCAUUCAUGAGCAUCUACGGCCUCGUCUUUGUGACACCUACGAAAACGACAGCAUUUUCGACAAGUUCGAAGUGGUCUUUUCAGGAGAUGCCAAGAACGUUAUGACGGGGAGCUAUAACAACAAUUUCAUGAUCUACCCAUCGGAUCCAGAGAAGGAAGUUGAGGUAGUUUUGCAGGCAGACAAAUCGGCAUUCAAGGCUAAGAAGGUGGGAGUUCCCACGCCCAUCAACACAUCGACGAGCCCGACAUCUACCAACGGCAAGAAGGGCGGUUCACGCGCUGGUAGUCCUGCUGGAGGACAGGGCCAGCGGAUGCGUAAAGAAACCGACGCCGACCAAAUUGACUUCAACAAGAAGAUUCUGCACAUGAGCUGGCAUCCAUUUGAAGACAGCAUCGCAAUUGCGGCCACAAACAACUUAUUUGUCUUUUCCGCGCUGUAGCCUUACUUAAACGACCAAA
Sodiomyces alkalinus F11 is the source of this 1700-nucleotide messenger RNA. Its product is annotated as protein phosphatase PP2A regulatory subunit B. The coding region runs from base 239 to 1681 and encodes 480 amino acids. The record is from RefSeq and is a predicted model, not a curated record. Gene Ontology annotation, biological process: peptidyl-serine dephosphorylation. Gene Ontology annotation, molecular function: protein phosphatase regulator activity; protein binding. Gene Ontology annotation, cellular component: cytosol; protein phosphatase type 2A complex. NCBI's taxonomy places the organism in Eukaryota, Fungi, Ascomycota, Sordariomycetes, Glomerellales, Plectosphaerellaceae. The transcript has 6 exons.